Molecule: messenger RNA, 5998 nt
Organism: Trichogramma pretiosum
Lineage: Eukaryota; Metazoa; Arthropoda; Insecta; Hymenoptera; Trichogrammatidae
Product: UHRF1-binding protein 1-like
Exons: 19
Coding region: 1046-5329 (1427 amino acids)
Source: RefSeq, a predicted model, not a curated record
GCACCUGCGCCUGUAUGUUGCUAACCAACGGCGGCCUUCGCGUCGGUGGUUCGCGUGCAGCAGCAGCAGCAACAGCCAGAAACGGACCACGCGCACCGCAGGGAUACCUACUAUAUAGUGUAAGCGAACCUAUACAUGUAUAUACGUAAAAACGUGUCAUCGCAUUUGGCAGGCGCAAGAGGAGUGAUAUAUGUAUACGAACUCGCCUUGGCUUGGCUAAUGUAGCGAAUUUUCUGCACAAGUCGAACGCCGCGCGCGCAGCAGCAUAGUGUAUAGUAUAUAGAUAUAGCAGCAGCCUGUCUCCGAUACUAGCCCCGCAGCGUUGUGUACAACGCCAGUCAGUGUCGUUUUGCAUGCGAGACGGAGAGCAGUGUGCAGUGAGUGCAGUGCAGUGCGAAUCGUGGUGCGCUGCUCGAGGGGGAUAUUAUUAUUAUGCGUGUCGUUGUGCAGCAUGACAUUUUCUCGGCACUGACCGACAACGACGAAGACGACGAUACAAUACGUACGAUUAUCCCCGAUUCUCUUCGGAGCAGUCCGCGCUGCUGCUCGAUAGGAGCUGCUGCUGCCUCGGCUUAUGUAGUGUCAUAUAGCUGAGCAAUCGUCGUCAGGCGCGGUUAUGAUCUGACGAUACAAGAUACAAGAGUGAGAGAGAGAGAGAAAGAAAGAAAAGGGAAGCAAUCGCACUCGUAUACAUAAGCAGAGAGGCAGUGUGUUAUUGUUGUGGUUGAGUGAAGGUAGUGUGUGUAUGCUGUAUCCAUUGUAAAUAUAUAUAGAGUGUCUGUGCGGCAGUGAUAAUAAUAAAAAUAAGUGUCGUGUGUGCACCUACAAUACAUGCUCCAAAGACACAAAUAAUACAUAAAUAAAAAAAAGAAAAGAAUAAAAGAAAGAAAGAAAGAAAGAACGAAAACGGAGCACGCGUCGGAAGAGUGUCGCUGAUAAGGCGCGUGUGUUGCACGCUGCUGCUGCUACUGCUACUACUGUGUAUUAUAACGUGUAGAGAAAAAAACAUUUUUUUUGACACUCCACUGCGCGCUGUUCCUCGAAAAUGGUGUCGAUCAUCAAGAAUCAGCUGCUCAAACAUCUGUCUAGAUUCACAAAAAACUUGUCUGCUGAUAAAAUUAAUUUGAGCACAUUCAAAGGAGAAGGAGAACUCACAAACUUGGAGCUUGAUGAAGCUGUGUUAACUGAUUUAUUAGAAUUGCCAUCAUGGUUGAGAUUGACAAGUGCUUGGUGCAACAAAGUUACUUUCAGGAUACAGUGGACCAAGCUGAAAAAUGUUCCUAUAUUUUUGAUUUUGGAUGAAGUCCAUGUUGAAGUUGAGACAUGUGAGGACUUGAGGGACAUGUCUUCUGCACACGGUUUGGCUUCUUAUACUGGGCCAGCAAAAUAUUCGUACAUACAUAAAAUAAUUGAUGGCAUAACAGUUACUGUCAAUACGGUUUCUGUUACCUUCAAAAGCCCUGCAUUUAUUGCUAAAGUUCAGAUGACUAGAAUACUAGUAGAAUCAAAAUCUCCAACGUGGCAAAAGUGUGAUUUGAGAACAACCAGGGUUAAAGAUCCUGAUAGAGGGCAGUUAUUAAUAUUUAAAGAACUCGAAUGGCAAACUGUGAGAAUUGAAGCACAUAGUACUGUAGAUAAAGAUCUCACUCCCCUAAGACUUCUUACAAAUCAAGCAAGAUGUAGAGUUACUAUCAAGAAAAGACUUUCUGAUUGUUUUGUGAUGGGAUCACGACUGGUCAUAAUUUUAGACGAUCUCUUAUGGGUCUUAACUGAUUCACAGCUCAAAGCAGCAUUGCACUUUAUAGACUCGUUAGGCGGACUGAUCGAAAGAGCUACCAGUUUAGAAAGAAAAACUAAGGCAGCCAGGAAGUUAGAUGAAUUGCCGGAAUAUCAAGCACAAAUUUCGCAACAAACGAGAACCAGAAACUCAAGCAAUACCGCAAUUGGAAAGAUAUUUACCAGAUACGAUGUCGUGGAAACGUCGUAUCACUUUCUUUCUCAAAGAAUAGACUUGCAUCUCUGUGAUGAUAUGGGAUCCGGUAGAUCACUGCAUCCCGAUCUGAAGGAAGGCGGUGCCCUACAGAUUUCACUUACCAAAUUCCAAGUAGAUUUUUAUCCUUAUCAUUUGGCUCUGGCCGAUCGCAAGCACUGGGCAUUGUACAAAGAGAGCGCGACGCCACACAGCCAGUGGCUGCAGCAGUCUCUCAAUUCAUUCCGAGGCCAGUUCAUGGAUCUUAUCGAUUCUGGACGGGCUCAGCAAUCGCCGUUAAACAAAAGUCAGGGCAACAGUACUAGUUCGGAGAAAGAUGUGGAGAAUCGUGAAAAAUCAACAAGCAAUCAAAAUCAAAACUCGACGUCUCAAGAGCCUAAGAAACCGUCUCAGCAUCCGAGCGGAAAUCCCGUUAAAAACUACGUAUUAGAGCAAUUAGCGAAACUCAUGACUACCUGCAUCGUGAUCAGAAUAGACGACUUUACGCUGUACAAAGUUACUACGUCCGCGAGGAAAGCAGCGCCGAAAGAAUUCAUCUCAGCGCAAUCGAGGAAGAAACACGGCUCAGGUGAUCGCGAAAGAUUUUACCUGCCGGAAGAUGUUAACAUAAUUCAUGCCGAGUUCACCUAUUACUACUAUCCUGGGGACUUGAAUUUUCCAUCGCCACCACCCAAGUUUUAUGUACAGCUGAAUCCUAUUCAAAUUAAUUUUGACCUUUCUUCCUGUUUAUGGUUCAAUUCUUUUCUUUUGAACCUUUAUCAUUCAUUAAUGAGCAAUGGUAGCAACAUGGCGAGCGCAAAUUCAAAUCUGAUGUAUUUCGAUGUUAAAAUUGAAGCUAUUUUACCUAGAGUGAUAUUUGAAAGUCAACAAGAUUAUCCGAAUCAAAAAGACCGGCCAAAAUCGUUGCACUUGCAAACUUCGAGAGCAACAAUUACGAACGUCAGAUCUUCGGAACGAUCAUCCAGAGCCGAUUUAGCUCAAUGCCUCAACGCUUUCCAAAUGGGCCAGUUAUUUUUCGGCACGGAAUAUCCCAACAGGCCCGACGAUUACAACGUGAUCAGCGAAAAGUUUUUGGCUCAUUGCGCAGGCGCGGACUGCGUUCGAAAGAUUCCCGCGGACUUCAACAGCAACUCGGUCGCGGAGAUGGUCAAGCAGCUGACGCGCGAGCUGCUCUGGACCGAGGCCAAGGACGUCUGGUGCUGCAAUCUCGAGCCGGUCUGGGGCGACUUCUUCGGCGCCCGAGCCGUCGGUCAGAAUCGGCCUGUUCCGUUUUUGGACGCGUUCCCGCUGACCCUCUGGGUGCACAUCAAGGAGCCCGGCAAUCCGGAAGUGCCGUCCGACGUGCCGGACGUGCAGGGGCUCGCCUACAUCGGCAACCUGAUCAGCGUGCAGAUCAAUCACUAUCAGUAUCUGUUCCUGCUGAGGCUGUCGGAGCAAUUGGCCGAGCUGGCGACCUACAUGUCGAUCGAUUCCAACAAGAUUCUAAAAGUCGAGACUGGAGGUUCCAUGGUCAUCGGUGCCCUAGUUCCGCAAGUCGAAGUGACCUUCAUAAUGCCGUCGCAGACGCCGGGCAAGGAGAACUCGGGCGGCGAUCUCGAGUCGGUGGUGCCCGACACCUCGUCGAUCCUCGACGACGUCGUGGGCUUCGGUACCGUCGGCGCUGGUGGCGUGGGAAAUUCCGGCCCGACCCUCUGGCAGCACGCCGUCACGGCUCGAGUGGAUUACAGCGCCAAGCGCAUGAACACGAGCAACGACGUCGAGACGCCGCAGAGCGAGAUAUCGUCGAUGCUGUCGAUGGACUUCGGAGCCACUGCCGCUGCCCACAAUGCGAACACCACGUCGCAGCCCAGCGUCACCUUCAAGAACGUCAAUCAGAACGGCGACGAGGUCGCGGUCGGUGCCACGGCCGCCGCCAAGCAGCUAUGGUCCAAAUCCAGCGGCAACGACGAGAAGCCCAAGCUGGCCCGGGGCGACUCGGUGGCUAGCGGCAUCAUCCCCAACAACUUCAACGUCAAUCUGUCUUCCAUGAAGAAGGGCUUCAGCAAUCUGAUGACGUCGCUGGACUCGGCCCUGAAACCGUCGCCCGAGGACGGUAGCGACACCAUAUCCAUGCAGAGCGACGUGAGCUCCGACAGCGAGAACUACCUCGUGGUGUCGCUCGAGGACCAGGAGAAGAUCGACGCCGUGUUCAACGUCGACAAUUCCAUCCGGAUAGCCGCCGUCGAGGAGGCGAGCGAGGUCGUCGAGGAGACGCCCGACACUCAGAGCGAGAAGUCGCUCGACAGCGUCUGCAAGCGAAAGGAUCUCGUAUCGAUGACGACCUUCAAGCUGUCCAAAGUCGAACUGAUCCAGCAAUCUUACGGCUUCUCGUCGGCGAUCAAAGUGCAAGUCUGCAACGUAGCGAACGACGAGUGUUCGUCCAUACCGUGGGACGAGUUUCAGGCCAAAAGAAAGACGAAAUUCAGCUCGCGAUCGAGGGGCUGGGUGGAACUGCCCUCGGACUCGGACUGUCGAUCGCGCGUCAAGCUGCGGCUCGAUCACUGCCUGAAGAAUCGCGAGGACGAGCGUCGCCUGUCGGCGGCCAGCCAGCUCGCCAGCAUGAACGCCGACUGCAAGGAGCGCGUCAAGCUCACCUCCGGCAUCGACUUCCACGACAAGGAGAGCGUGAUGAACAUGUUCGAGGACAAGAUCGACGUCAAGGUGGCCGACGUGCCGCUGUCCCUGUCGAUGAGCUUCGUCACAGGUCUCACCGACCUGAUCGAGGACGAAGUGAUUCCCAAACCCAUUCCGAUGAAGGUAUUAUUAGAGAAUAUAACGUUACGCUUGAACGAAGACCGUCCACCGAACAAUAUAACGUCGCCCGGACCGAUUCCCAUCGAUUUGAACGUGGCCAAGUUGAAAAUAACGAGGGACGAGAGCGGAGUCUUUAAUAUCGAGCCAGCAGACUUUUUAGUAAGUAGCAUCCGGGAACCCACCUCCUCCAGCAACAAGACUCGCAUGUUGACGAGUCCCCAGGUGUCGAAGUUCGUCGAGCAGGAGAUGGAGAUCAACGCCUUGAAAGAGUUCAGUCAGCAGCUGAAGGCCGACAACGAGGAGCUGCGCCGUCGCCUGUCCACCAUGGAGCGCCUGUCCGAGGAGAACUCGAAGCUCCGCCGCGUCAAGGAGGAGCUCCGGUCCUGCCUGAACGCGGCCCAGGAGGACAUAUCGGUGCUGCUCAAGGAGAAGCGCAUACUGCAGGAGUCGGUGAUGGACCUGCAGAAUCAGCUGCCGGGCGCCGGCGUCGGCGCGUUCGGCGGCCUGUCGGGCAGUCGCGGCUCCGUCUGGUCCAACAAAAGAUAGCACACCAGCUGUUUCGACUGCUCCAACUGCUGCAGUUCCAGUAAGUCGUAGUAGAACAGAAAAAAGAAAAUUAAGGAAUGCCUCGCGCUCCGUUCGACGCGAAGCAUCGCUUUAAUUUUUUUUUUUUUCCAAGUACGCAAACAGCAAACCAAUUCUUACGGUAAUCACACGAUUUUAUGGUGAUGUACGAUAAAUUAGAUUACAAUUUUGCAAUGCAUUUUCGUUAUGUUUCGGACGCCUCGGCGACGGAGGCGUCGGAAGAUAUCAUGAUGGCCAAUCGUCAUUGUACGAGAGUGAACUUUUUUUUUUAAAUUACCGCAAUAAUGUACUUUAGUGGCUAGAGACUGCACUUAUUUGGUUGCACAAUGAUAAAAUAUAUUACGGUGAAAAUAUGGUUUUGAAACUAGUAAGAGUAUACGUUUCUUAACAAAUUGAAAUAUUCAAUCAUUUUUAUGUGUAAGCGUGAUUAUUUUUUGGUAAAUAGAUUUAACGACACUUUUUGUUACGUUGUUUGUUUUUUUUUUUAAUAGGAGUUGUGUAUUAGUCGAUGGUAGAAAAAUGAAUUUCGCCGAAAGUUUGUCAUAAAUUGAUUGUACGUGAAUUUUUUUGAAUUGUAAAUAUAUACUCCGGAAGUAUUAAAAAUUUUUUCCGAUUCAAUUCGAUUCGAUA